CUUUGAAGGCACAGCAGUAGCAAAGGGAAAAGAUUUCUCUCUUCUAGUACAGAUAAACUGCUUGAUUUUUGGCUUCAAGAAGGAUUUUUGUUUGCUUUGAAGAAACAGACAGCAGAGUAAUCAGUGUUAGCUGAGCUCUUUCACUGAAUGACUUCAAGCAACCCUGCUUGUUGCUUUCUGAAAUGAAGAGCAGACUUUGUACGAGUGUUUCCAAGUGUGCUUUAAUGUAUGAAGUUCUGCUUUGAAACACCAUGUCAAAUGAAGCCAGUUUGGAGCAGAAGCUCUCUACAACAACCCUCAGUUCGGUUGCUGUUCAGGCUGGGAAUGCCAGUAUUGUUAUAGCUGUGUUGAAGCCUGUAAUGGUUUACUUAUUGCAGUGUGGAAAAUGGGUGAAACUUCAGCUGGCUGAAUCAACACCAAAUUUAUUAGAAAUUGGCAGCAAUCAAGAUGAAACAAAAAAACUGCUACAAGAUCAUGAACUCCUCCUCACUAAACUUAAGGCUUUGGAAGAUCAGGUGUGGAACCUGCUGCAUGAAGCAGACAAGGCUGCUGAGGAGAAUAAGGAGAAGAGUCAGGUGUAUGAUGCCAUGGCAGAGACGCUUGGGGAUGCAUGGGAUGCCCUUGUAAUUAUGUUAAAGAAGAGACAGGCUCUUCUGGAACUUACUACAGUGUUCUUUGAAAAUGCUCUGGAGUUUGCUGUUAAAAUUGACCAAGUUGAAGAUUUUGUGAAAAAUGCUCAAGAAUUUGACGACAUUGAUAAUUUAAGAGAACUCCUUUUGCAACAGGAGCAUCAUACAAAAGAGCUCUUGGAAAAAUCACUUGCUCUUUUGAACAAAAGCCAUGAGCUAACUGAAUUCAUCGAAGAAUUCAAACGUGAGGGACCAAAUGCAAAUCCUAAGCUGAUUCAGGGAGCCCAGAGCAGCUGCUUGAAAAUUGACAACCUCCUUGAACUGCUACAAGACAGACGAAGGCAACUGGACAGAUCUCUUAAACACCAGCGUCGAGGUCUGGAGCAGGUUCUACAGAUUUGUCUAUGGCAUCAACAAGAGAACCGGGUAACAUCCUGGUACAAGAAAAACAUCAGAGAUUAUCUUCAAAAGGAAAACCUGGGCUCAUCGUUAUUGGAAAAUGAAGAGUUACUUCAAAAGCAUAAAGAAAUGGAAGUUAAAGUGAAAGAAUGGAACUUCACUGUGGAACAACUAGAAGCUGAAGCGCUUAAGAUCUUGCUUUCAGAAGACUACACAGAAAAAGAGCAUUUAAAUAUUUCAAAUCAGAAGAUCCAUCUGUUAAGAGGAGAAGUAUGUUGCCAUAUGGAAGAGAGGAAAGCCUUGUUACAAGAGGCCAAUGACUUUUUUAAUACAGCUAAUAAGGCAGUUAAUGCUCUUGAGAAUUACCUUAAAAUCUUUAACUCAGAAGGCUUGAGUUUGCCUAUCCUGUCAAUGAAGUAUGAAGAAUUAAAGGAAGAAAUUAAAGGCUGCACAGCAAGUACGUUGCAAAAAGGACAAACUUUAAUUAAUAAAGCAGAUUCUCACAGCUCUUGGGCGAUAGGGAUUCAGAGAGCAAUAGAGAAUGUUAAGAAAAAAGAGGAUCAACUUAUCAGACAGUGUCCAGAUGAUAAAGAACUCAUGUUGAAGAAGCAACAGUGGACUGUCACACUUGAAGAUCAUCUAACUAAGGUACUGCAGUCAAUUAAAAAAAUCACCUCAAGGCUUGCAGUCGAUGUGGAGGUUGGUUCCCAUCUGUCAGAGUCAGAAAGAAUUUUGAAUGAACACCUUGAGCUGGCAAAUCAAAUAAAGGAAACUUCAUGUGAACUGGGAGAAGCUGAGGGAAUCAUCAAAGACAUGAAAGAGUUUGAGCCUGAGCAAGUGGCAGCUUUUAAAACCAAAACUGAUUUCUUGAAUGAAGAACUGAAAAAAGCUGAAAGAAAUAUUUGUACAAAAAUAGAAAUUCUAACAACUUAUGUGGCCUUUUUAAAGUCUUCAUUGGAGGUGAAUGACUACAUUCAAAAUCUGAAGGAAUUCUAUCAAGCAGAGCCUCUGCAAACAAGCAGGAAGGCUGAAAAUAAAAAUGCAAUGGAGUCAGUUAAUGGAAAGUGGCAAGAAUCUAUAGAGAAGUUUUUUUCCACUGAAAAUCUGGGUCGCGUUUUUCUUAAUUUAGUAAAUACGAUAAGUGACGGCUUAAUAGUAAAAGUAGAAAAAUCUGUACAAGUUAUAGAAGAAACCAUUAUCAAUUUGAGUAAAGAAAUGAAAGAACUGACUGAUCUUUGGGCAAUCUGGAAUUUUAAAAUUCAUCAAGGAAAACCUGUCAGGCAACAGUGCUGGAUAUUGGAAGAGCAACUAAAUAAGACUACGCAUGGUCUACGGUUUCUUCAAGAGGCACUCACACUUACAUCAACAGUUGAUCUUGGAAGUUAUGUUUGUCUGGCCUUAGAACAACAAAAACUUAACCAAAUGAAGCCACAGUUUCAGCAAAUGAAUGCUGAGCUGGAGUACCUGAUGAAAUUACUAGAGUUGCCAAGUCAGAAAGGAUUUCCUGUGAAGGAGAAUUCUGAAAGAAUAAGUGAGCUUAUUCACCUUCAUCAAAUGGUGAAGAGCACAAUGACAGAGUAUGAUGAGAUUUUCAACAAGACGCUUAAAUUCCAUCAUGUUAAGAAAGAACUGGAAUGUCUAUCAAAAUCAGGAGAACUGGAUUUUCCGGAAAUUGCUGUGGUCCCUGAAGAUGUGCACCAUGCCAAAGCUUACCUUUUGAAUGCUCAAAAGAAACAUAUGCAUAUCAGACAGCUUUAUAAGCUGGCUAUUGACCAGGGAGUGGAUAUCUUGUCUGCAGUGCAGAAGCCUAAUUGCUUGAAUGUUUCUGCGAAGAAUCUGAAACAAGAACUUGCUCGACUUGAGUGUGACAGCAUUAGCUGGAGCUCCAAAGCAGAUAAGUACGAGGAAGAACUAUCACAGCACUUCCAAUACUAUAUCAGUCAAGAGGAGAUAAAUGAGCUUAGAGAAUCAUUUAAGGACCUCAAAAAGAAAUUCAACAAUAUGAAGUUUAACUAUAUUAAGAAAACUGAAAAAGCUCGAAAUUUAAAAGCACUUAAAAUACAGAUUCAGCAAGUUGAUACAUAUGCUGAGAAAAUACAGAUUCUUAAAAAGAAGAUAGAUAAUCUAGAGAAGAAAUUAGUAGACGCUGCAACAAAUGAACACAAUGUUAGAGUCAUGUUGGUGUCAAUCAGUGAGUUACAAAAACAGCUAAAUGAUUUUGGCAGAGUUGUGGAGGAUUAUAAGCAAAAUCUGGGCCUCACGGAGCGUCUGCAACUCAUGAUGGAAGAGUGUCAAUUUUGCUUUGAAGAUGUUAGUGCAACAGUCAUUAGAGUUGGCAAGUAUUCCGCUGAAUGCAAAACCAGAGAAGCAGUGGAGACCCUCUACAAGCAAUUCAAUAAGUUUAUUGAGUCUACAGUGCCUCAACAAGAAGAGAAGUUUCAGCAGAUUAUAGAUCUGGCUGAACAGUUAUAUGGUUUUGAAGAAGGAAAUAAGUAUGUUGAAAAAACUGUAUCGAAGUACAAAGAAAUCCUUAAUUCUGUUGAUGAGUUGUGUAGAUCGCUGAGAGAAUUUAGGGAGAUUCAGAAAGAUGACUUUGCUGGAGAGCUGGUUACUGCUCAAAAAAAAGGAAAUAGGCAAGAAGAAUGUGAAGACAAAGCAGAUGAAGAAAAGCAUCAGGAGAGGAAUAAAUUGGCUGAUAUUCCAAUUAUCUGCCCAGCUGGUGAGGAUCUUGUUUCACAGGAUACAGAGCUGUCAUCUUCAGCCAAAGAGGAUAGUUUACAGACUGAAUUCCUGGCAGAAGAAAUACCCUCUGGAGAUGAAUACGAGUGUAUAUCACCUGAUGAUAUCUCUUUGCCACCACUUUCUGAGACACCAGAGUCCAAUCUCUUACAUUCUGAAACCGAGCUAGAAGAGCAACGCUGUUGUAGUUCUCAUAAUCUGCAUGCCCGUUCAUAUAGCUUGCAAAUGCAGAAAACCUCCAGUGAUAAAAGAUUGAUGGAAUCAUCUGAUCUCUUAACAAAUUCUGCUUAUGCUGAUGCUACAAAUACUAGAAUGGAAAGGCCAUCAGCUCAGCUUGAGAAGUUUUGUAUCUCUUCAACAGAUUCUGGUCCAAAAGUCAGAGCAGAUUCUCCUCUGCCUUGUAGUUUACAAGCAGUAUGUGAAGCUAGUGCUGCUUCCUGCACAAUAAGUGCCAAACCAGCAUAUAGCACGAUGAGUGAAGCGCGCAAAACACUUUUGCAGCACCUUGAAAUUCAUAAAAGCAUGGCAGAAACACAAGAACAAUUGCAUGACUCAAAUAACUGUACUAAAACCCAGGACAGGCUGCAUGCUUUGCCUGAUGCAUUCUCAGGUUUCGUCUUUCAAUCAGACGCCACCAGAAGCUGUCAGAGGCAGAUGGUCAUCCGAGAAGAGAUUAAAAGUACAUCAGAAAAGAACAGCAUGGCCUGCCUAACUGGACAGGCUCCUAACUUCUCCCAGCUUCUGUCUAAUGUAAGCGUCGUGGAAGGUUCUCCGGUAACUCUGGAAGUAGAAGUAACAGGAAUCCCAGAGCCUACAUUGACAUGGUACAAGAAAGGCCAGAAAGUGACUGCUGAUGAGCACUUAAAGCUUUCCCAAAAGGAGACAAAGCAUACUUUAUUCAUUCAGAAGGUGUGUGAUAAUGAUGCUGGCCUCUAUGUUGCUCGGGCUAAAAAUUCUAGUGGCACUAUAUCAUCAAGUGCUAUUCUCCGUGUGCAAGGAUAAAGAUUCUUAGUAUAAAGUGAUAUAUGACAGUGCAGUCAUGAAUACUGUCAGACUUAAAUUUGUCUCUUAUCAGCAGGUAAUCUCCACAGAUUAAAGUUGCAAUAGAGUUGUGGUAAUGUGCACUACAGAAAUUUGGCAUAGAAUUGUCAGAAUUUGUGUAAGUAGCACUUAGUGUAUCCUAGAUAAAACUUGCAAAUAUUUUUCAAAACGAAACCUGAGGCCUUCCAACACAUCCACCUUCUAAAGCAGAUGCUUGUGAUACUUUUGUCAUUUUAUAAAAGUACAACUCUAAAUAUUUCUGACAAUUAUAUAAAGCAUUACUAUAGGACAAGAAAGAUACUAUUUUAUGGAAUGUGCUUUUAAAAAGUUUUAAUGCACUUAUUUCAGAAAGAAUCAAUCAAGAUGAGGAAAUACUCAAAAGCAUGUGCGCUCUCUCUCUCUCUCACUCACACACAUCAUUCUCCUUUAGUAAGUGGUAAAUACAAAACAAAAACCUGUCUAUAUAUAACAAAUCAUAAUAGGAACAGCCAUGGAUAUUAUUUAUGUAAUUUGAUUAAAUCUUUGACAAAAGUAUUAGUAAAAGGUUCCACUUAAAUGCUAAAAUGAAAAUUAAGUCUCUUUAAUUUUAGCACUUGUGCAAGUACAGUAAAAACAAUUGUGGCAAAAGCUGAAUGAUUUUUCCAGCACCUUUGAUUUGCAGCUUUCAUGUUAUGUCUAUGUUGAUAUGGAAAAUUUAGAGACAGGAAAUAUUUCUUUUCAGUAAAUUAUGCAAGAUAAAGUAAAUAAGUCAUUUACCAGGCAGCAGGCUAUGAGCAGAAUACAUACUUGAACUUGCAGGGGUAGAUGAAAUUGAAGACUGACAUUUAGAUAUUUUGGCUCAGAUAUUUUAACUUUAUUAAAAUUCCUUUAACUUUGAAACAGGAGAUGUUCAGAAGGGAAUAUAACCUCAUAGCAAUGAGAGAGGGAAGAUAAUAAGAGGUAGUGAACAAACAGGAACAAAAUAUUUGACAAAACCCCAAAUAAACAACUUUGAGUUUGAUAAUCUCCUGAAAAUGUUGAUCCGAUCACCAAGGUAUAAAAAUUAACUCUUUUUCAAAAGUGCUAUUUCAAAGUAAAGCUAUUUUUAAUAAUUAGUAUGAUUUUCAAUCUUUCAAUUUUCAAGAAAGUAAAAUUCAGCAUAGUGUUCUUAUGUUUUUGUGACUUCAUUUAUCUCUGUGUUUGCUGCAAACAUAAAGCAAGGAAUCUGUAUGAGCAAGCUGAAUUGCAUAACCAUUAUGUUAGGAAGUGUAUUAUGAACAAACACAAGCCUCCUCUAUGAAUUCAUAAGAUAUUUUUUUUUUUUAUGCUGAAGAGCUGCCACUGCAUGACAAUCUUAUUUAUAUCAUUCACUUUCUGUUUGGAAAAAAUUACUGAGUGAUGGCUGUCCUUCAGUCCUUUACUUUUACUGAGAGUGUGAUUCUUCCAGAAGCCUGUUGUUCAGAAAUUAAAAGUACUCAUAUGUUUUGAUUUCUUUUCUGCUUUUCUAACUUUAUAGGCCAUUCAGAUUACUUUAAAUCACUUUUGCCUUCAAUCUUAAGACUAAGUGCAAGUCCCAAGGAAAAAAAAAUUAAAAAAAGAAAAUCUAAACAGGAGUGAAAGCAGAGAUACUGCUUCCUUUUCCCUUGCCUCUGCUGGAAUUUGGCUUUUAAAUUAAUCAUUGACAUAAGGCUAGAAACAGGAAGAGUUGUCCCUGAUCUGUGCUCUGUAGAGGCUAGACUCAAAGCUUCAUCUUAGUUUUAAUGUAUGCAUGCUCUUCAUCUUGAAAGCUGCAAGAAGUUCAGUGCUAGAAUGUUCAUUGUUUUGUCUUUAAAUGAACAGAGAGCAAAGUUGAGAGAUAUGUUUCUCCUUUGUGGUUGGAGGAGAAUCACCUUUGGUGCAAGGCGUGUGUUGAGUCUCUCUGCCCUACAGUAGGCAAGGCUGGAACUAGAAUUUCAGACUUCGCCCUUUGCAAAAAAUACACUUUUAAAAUCAAUACAAUUGUGUUCUGUUUUUUUUCCUUUGUUCUAAAUCAUGGUUCAAUAACUUGUGAAAUGAGACUUGUGGUUGAAGUUUGUAAUUUCCAUAUUUAUUUUCCUCUUUUUUUAAAAAAAACAUUUUGAUAGUCUCUUCAGUAGCUAAUGUACUGAACGACGUGUGGAAGAUAGUUGAUCUUAAUGGACUUUUUGAAUGCAUUGCUUAAUGAAAUUUCAUUGAUAGUCUGGAAGACUUCCCAGAUGAGGAAACUGCAUUGAUGUUAUAUCCUAGUUGAUCAUUGCUAUGAUGUAGUGUUAAAACUAUACCCAUGCUCAAUUUCUCAGUUUUGUUGGCUGGAGAAGGGCAUCCUUAAGCCAGUGAAUUUCAGCAAUAAUUUCAAAGCUAGACUUUUUUUUUCCUUUAUAUUUCAAGUAGCAAAUACUUUACUUCCUCCUUCUUUUAAAUGUUAUGUAGAAGCAGAAAGUACAUUUGGCUGACUUUUGUUCUGGUUUUGAUGCUUUCUUAUUUUACAGUACUGAGCUUCUCUAAAUGCAGUCACAGUUUUGAACCUAUAAUUAUGUCAAGAUACCAGAAUAUGAACAUCUUUCUGAGUCCUCUCUUAAAAAGCAGACUUAAGUAUCCCUUUAGCCUUGCAACAUAAAUAAUGAUGCACAUUACUAACCUAACCUUACUUCCUCCUUCUUUAUAUACAGAAGCUUAUUAAGAAGGAGUUGAACAAGAUUGUCUGACUAGAAUUGGAACUGUAUGAAAGGGUACUUCCACAACAUGUAUAAAUUUUAAGGGGAAGGGGCUAAUUCUUUUCAUUUUUCAAAAGAAGCAGCCUGACUGUGGGCCUUGUAUGAGUUAGUAGGCUAAGGGAGGCUGAGGCAUUCCUCUGGUUGUGUUUGAAUCAGAUGUGGAUGGAGCUGCAAUGGAGCAGGUGGCUUCCUCUCAAAUGACUGGUAAGGUAUGCUUAUUUCUGGACCUUUCUCUGGAGACUUUGCAGGUUAAGCACACUGUGUGUGUGUGUUUCUUUUGUGACUCAGGGGAACUAUGUUACUAAAAAUUACAAGACAGAUUCUUUUUAAUGAGUUUACACCAUGAUAUUCAAGGACAGUGGAGUUCUGGAUAAGAAUAUUCAGAUCAUAAACAUUUUUCCUACCUGAAGCCAUCAGAAUGGGUUUUCAGUAGCCUAAACAACCUGAAAUAUUUCUUUUUGUGAAGCAGGAAAAAGUGGGCAUGAUGGUGAUAGAUUGAUGGUUGGGCUAUAUGGUCUUAAAGGUUUUGUCCAACCUUAAUGAUUCUGUGAUUCUGACAUUUAAUAAUGAUAUAAUGGGAAAACCAUUGGUGAAAUACUAUGUUACUUUUUGAAAAUGGGAAAACCAUUGGUGAAAUAUUAUGUUACUUUUUGGUAAUUGUUAUCAGUCUAUGAUCACAUCAUUUUACAUCAGAUUGCUGCGAUGUUGAAUUCUAAAGCAUGUUUUUCUAAGAGUUAUAGGCCACUUAAUAGUUUUCUCUGCAUGUAUUUUUCUCUUUGUUGCCUAGAAAUUGGUCACUCUAUUUUUUUUAUGUUCUGCUGACAUACUGAUCCAAAAUCAAGAUAAUAUCUGAUUGAUCAUUGUCAUGCUUCAGAUCUGAUUUUUUUUUUUUUUUCAGAUUGGUUGAUUCUCAUAUUGAAAACUGCAGAUUCAAAAAUCUGCUUCAGGUGCAUGUGAUGAAAUCAUGGUGGCAGCUUUUGCAUGCCAGCUUUCAACAGCUGAGAAUGGCACUGGUUAAUACAGACUUUAGGUUAGCAAGAAUAUGAGAGUGAAAUGUAUAUACUUCUGCUCUGUGUUGUGGCCUCAGACCUACAGUAUGGAAAUGAUGCAAAGCAGCUUACAUCAGCAAUCAGUUCAUUAAUACAAGGGAGUGAAAAUGUUUCACUCCCCACACUGAUAUUUUGCAAAAAUAUCUAGCUCGGUCAUCAUAUUUUGGAUUCAGAUGCUGGGUGCUUUUGUGAGAUGUUAUUUUUUGCUUCAAAAUCAAAAGUAGAAAGGAUGUGAUGUACAAUAGUGCACUAAAUACGAUAAAUAACUAUCUUAACUAUGUUCCUUUAAAUUUAUGUGGAAUAUUUAUCUUCUCUUUACUGAAGCAUAACAAUCAACAUAGUUACCUACUACCUGUACAACAAACAUGAUUCCUUAU
Messenger RNA from Tympanuchus pallidicinctus (lesser prairie-chicken), 8945 nucleotides. RefSeq names its product coiled-coil domain containing 141 (gene CCDC141). Bases 252 to 4769 code for a protein of 1505 amino acids. The transcript is spliced from 26 exons. Lineage: Eukaryota; Metazoa; Chordata; Aves; Galliformes; Phasianidae. The record is from RefSeq and is a predicted model, not a curated record.